This is a messenger RNA of Folsomia candida, 3223 nucleotides long. RefSeq lists its product as uncharacterized. The transcript has 16 exons. Bases 11 to 3043 code for a protein of 1010 amino acids. NCBI's taxonomy places the organism in Eukaryota, Metazoa, Arthropoda, Collembola, Entomobryomorpha, Isotomidae. Gene Ontology annotation, cellular component: signaling receptor complex. Gene Ontology annotation, biological process: cell surface receptor protein tyrosine kinase signaling pathway; multicellular organism development; protein phosphorylation. The record is from RefSeq and is a predicted model, not a curated record. Gene Ontology annotation, molecular function: transmembrane receptor protein tyrosine kinase activity; ATP binding.
CUAGUGGAAAAUGUUGGGAAGAAGAAAUAUUAUUUGGUUUAGAUUAGGUGUUAUCUUAUUGCUUGGAUCAAGUGUAAAGUCAGAAUUUAUAUGUGAUCCGAACCAUUCCACUCCAAAAUUACUAAUCCCGACAGAUUUCUUGAAGAUGGUGGAAUCACAACGGGACACAUUUGUGGUUCGAAGUGAAACGAGAGGUGGUAAUUUUGUCAUAAAUUGUACCAGCAAUCAACCGGUGGAUUGGAGGUUUAAGGGAUCAAUUGGGAACACGGUAGUCAAAUCGGAGCGAUCAAUGACAUUUGAACACUUUGAUAACGAAAACGGACUUAAAGGAGGCUGUUUUUAUAGUGCCUUAAUGUUUUCAAAAAUUGAAAAUGAAAUAUCCGGCCAAUAUUUUUGCAUCGUGAAACCAUCCCUCAAUUUUAAUCCAAGUCGCCAGAAAGGCUUACAGAAGAAAAUUACUGUCCUGUCAGGCUUAUCUUUACUAACAUUACCGGAUGAAACGAGGCUGACAUACGACUUGAAUUGGCUCCUUAUCCUGACAAAGGAUCAUAGAUAUAAUGACAAACAAUACCCCUAUGAGUUACCCUGUGCUCAAAAUUCGGACGAUUCAGAGUUAUCACUUUACUCCAAAGGAGAACAGGAUUCAAGUUGGACCUUGGAAAACAUCACUCAUCGAGAUAUCGCUGUCUCCCUGACGGUCACUUUGUACGAAACGGAGCUUCCCAAAGAGUACAAAUGCGUGGCCAACAAUAUAACAAAUUCUUUGCAAAAUUCGACGAUAUACGUGAGAAUCCCGUCAUAUCCAGUGACAGUCUACUGGCCCGACGGGGAGGAUAUUGUUUACAAAGAUUUAAAUAUAUUUUACUGCAUUUCUCGGAUUCCGAUUCGAUUCGAGAAGCCAGACAAUCUCCCAACAUAUCUUACCGACACUAAGGCGGGAUUUGUCGAUUAUUAUAUCAACAUGGGUUUCAAGUACACGAAGGCUGUGAAAGUUGUGUUGAAUGAUAGCGCAACGCAUGAUGAUGAGGAGGUGGGACGUGUGACAUGUGUUGAUCAAGAUACUGACGGAAUGGAGGUCAAUUUUAGUUGGAACUAUACAAUUUCAAAUAAAGGAGGAAACAACAACAAACGGGACCGCAUAAGUUUGAACGGAGCCGAGAAGAGGGCUGAAUGUAAGACAUCUGUAGACGCCAAACUCACUGGGAUUUUGCUUAUCAAGGCAGUCAAUCAUGUGGAACUUUCGCUGAGACAAAAUUGUCUCAGGUUACCGUACAAGGAGUGGAAUUUUUGCAAUCAUCGAAUUCCUGAGCUACUCCCACAACUGGACGCUGGAGACUCCUCAUUCGUAUAUUCCCAAAUUCCAAAUGGAACUUCGGGAGCGUUUCAAUGUUUGACGCCCGAUGUGUAUAAUGAUAAUAACCACUACCAAGUAUUUUCUGAGACGGUCAGACAUCAAUUAGGAAGUGCGCAGAACAAGAAGCAGGAAUUCAUCAAAGUGAUCAAACUAUCCAAAUAUAGCGUCUGGGUGGGAGACUCGAUUCAAAUUAGUUGCCUCUCUUCUGAAAUGUAUUUUUACGGGAGUGGAAUUUGGGUUUUAAUUUGGAACAACGGUAGCCAAUCAGGGGUUCCGAAAUCAUGGAUUGUAUCCGGCAGCGUUGAAAGAGUUGGAUCAUUUUUAGAGCGACAAAGUGAAAUUAAAAUGAAUACCUUGGACAUCAUUGGGAUAACGUGUGGAGGCGUUUCUAUCAUUUAUUCAGACAAGGAGAGACGUUCUGAUAACAAUGUUCGACUCGUAUUUCCAGAAAAGGAAUAUCUUAAUUUGCGUAUUAUUGAAAAACCCUCGACAUCGACGGUGGUCCCGAUGGUAAUUGUAGUAACGGUUUCAUCAGUCGGACUACUUUUCAUCGUCAUUCUUUUCGGGUUUGGAAUUUGGUUGUGGAGAAGGCCUCCAGUAGAUAUCGUGUUCGACAAAUUAAUUAAAGACUUCUUCAACGGGUACGAGUGCCAUGCGGAGGGAGAUGAUGGGACACAGCUGUGCCAAAAUGCAGAGAGCAAACCAUACGAUAAAUCUUAUGAGAUUUCAUUAGACAACAUAGCGAUCCAUUGGGAUUCCCCCCUCGGAAGCGGGGCUUACGGGAUGGUGUUGAACGGGACUUUGCGUGGAAAACCGGAUAAUACAGCAAAAAAUAAUAAAAAUAUCAAGAAGAGCAACACCGCAAAUCUUUUCAAAAUUGCUGUAAAGACUGUAAAACCUAGUUUGGACUCGACCAGUCUGACAGCACUCUUGUCCGAAUUGAAAGUCAUGAUUUAUAUUGGAAGACAUGAAAAUAUUAUCGGUCUGAUUGGUGCAUGUACAGAGAAAUUAUGGAAUCGCGAGUUAUACCUGAUCUUGGAAUAUUGCCAACAUGGCUCCCUUCAAAAAUAUUUGCAGGACAAUCGAUCCGAUUUUAAGAAUAGUUCGACGAAACGUGUCACUAAAGAUCCUACUCAAUUGAUCAGCGAGUAUCAAAAUCAUUGGGGAGACACGUUCAAAAUAAAUUUGCACGAUUUAUUCCGCUGGAGUGUGGAAAUAGCGGCAGGAAUGAAUUAUCUUGCUGAACGAAAGGUAUUUCAUGGAGAUUUGGCGGCCAGGAAUGUCCUUCUAGAUUCUUCAUUGACAGCGAAAGUUUCUGACUUUGGACUGUCGAGAAGACUUUAUGAAAGAUAUGAAUAUGUGAAACAGUCGAAAGAGCCUUUACCUUGGCGCUGGAUGGCACCUGAGUCACUCAGGGAUUUGACGUUUUCCACUGAAAGCGACGUUUGGUCAUUUGGGAUUACACUGUGGGAAAUAUUUUCCUUGGGGCAUGUUCCGUAUUCUGGAAUUCAAUACACUUCCGGAUUCAUUGAGUCACUCGAAACAAAUUAUCGUUUAUCAAAACCUCAAUAUGCAUCGGUCAAGAUGUAUGAUUUAAUGUUGGCAUGCUGGGACAAUGAUGUAAUUGAAAGACCCGCCUUUUUCGACAUUGUGGACGGAGUAAUCAACAUGCUCAAUGAGAUAGAAUGAGGACAGACAUUUCACACAACGAUUCAAAAUCACAGACUGGUGAUCAGGGCAUAAAUAUAUAAAAUUAUGUACUUAUAAAUGUACGAAUCACAGUAGAGCUAUUACUUGCAAAGUUAUUGUAGUAGUAUUUAAAUAGAUGUUUUAUUGAUUUUUAAAUAAAGUUGUAUAACCGUUGAUUGA